AUGUACGUACUGGUAACUUCAUCACCCGACGUCGUCAACAAACUCUUCGAUGCAGCAACGAAUUCAUGUAAGAAUGAAACGACGGUUAAGGACCAGAUCAAAUUGCACAUGGAUGCUCAACGGACAGGUUUUCUGUUGAGCCAAGAGGGGAGGAUGGCAUCGGUGGAGCACUUGCUCGAACGGGUGCCUAUCUCUUCAAACGGCUACGAGUACGAGUUCGCCCGCUGGAAGCGCAAUGCAGAUGGGAUUGUGGUGCCGGAGAACGGGCAUGGCAAUGGAGGAGAUCGCCUUGGGCCCGCAUUUCGAGCAACCUAG
Closterium sp. NIES-65 is the source of this 315-nucleotide messenger RNA. Lineage: Eukaryota; Viridiplantae; Streptophyta; Zygnematophyceae; Desmidiales; Closteriaceae. The record is from the annotation of a GenBank genome assembly.